Eupeodes corollae is the source of this 6113-nucleotide messenger RNA. It is a transcript of the gene Gapvd1, whose product is annotated as receptor-mediated endocytosis protein 6 homolog. Gene Ontology annotation, molecular function: small GTPase binding; guanyl-nucleotide exchange factor activity. Bases 582 to 5495 code for a protein of 1637 amino acids. The record is from RefSeq and is a predicted model, not a curated record. Gene Ontology annotation, cellular component: cytosol; endocytic vesicle. The transcript is spliced from 9 exons. Gene Ontology annotation, biological process: regulation of GTPase activity; vesicle-mediated transport. NCBI's taxonomy places the organism in Eukaryota, Metazoa, Arthropoda, Insecta, Diptera, Syrphidae.
ACUUUCACUGCAAGCGAACUUAAAGAAGUCGCACAUAAAAUUUUCUUUUCCAUAUAAAAUUGUUUAAAUUAAUUUUUCAACAAAUUCCCAAACAUUAAUUUAAAUAUUAUUUAACAUCAAAUGGUUGUUAAUCGAAUGAGUAACGUUCUAAAAGUGUGAAAGAUGUCAAAAGUGCAUUAAAAUCGAAGCAAAGAAACGAACAAAUUUUCAUUCAAUUCUUGGGAAAACAAAAACAACAAAACAUUCAGAGCCCCAAGAGCUGCACUGGCUCUGGGUUUCUUUUUUUUCGUUCUUUCUUCUUCGUUUUGCUUCUUUUCUAUUGUGAAUAAUAAAAAUAAUGUGAUGAAAAAUUAUUGCUGGUGGAAUUAGAUUGUAAGAAGAAUUUUAUUGGCUUCUUCAAAGCUAAAGCAAAACAAAAACUUUGUGCGGAUUUUGGGCUUAAUUUGAUAACCAAACUAAACUCGACGUCGAGUCGACAUUCUAAUGAGGAAAAUUAACAAACAUCCAGAUUUUUACCAUUUGUCCAAGUUUUGCAAUUAAAAUAAAAGUGCACAUCCCCACACAGAACAAACAAACAAACCAUGGACGGAGAUGGCGAAGGUAAUUUGUUGGAGAUAAUGGAUCUUGCGCGUACCUUACGCCAAGAACAACUCUUUAUCCAAAAUGAACAAGCUGCCUUUGCAACAUUAACCGAAUCGUUGGCUUUGAGCUCUUCACAAAUAGCUGAGCUCGCUUACAUUUGUGCUCAACAAAGACAAAAUCUCAACGACCUGAUCACUUCUCGUCCCGAAACGGGUCCCUCAGUUUGUUGUAGUCGUGCUAAUUGUCUUGAGAACACUAAGUUCAUCGAUGCAAAUAAAGUUAAGUUUCUUAAAUAUGAGUACACUAUUGCCUAUGUGGAGCUUUUCAACUAUCUCUACAGGACUCCUUAUGUCUUGGCUAUGGCUCUGUCAACAGGCGAUCGCAUUCCAGAGAUCACUCCAAGUCAAAUGAAUUCCGUCAAUCAUACCAUAGCCACAGGACUCUAUGGCAAUGCAAUUCAUACGAAGGAUGUGGAGACUUUGCUCAAGCUACUGCGAGAACUAAUUGAGAUACAAAUUGCAGUGAGUGAAAAUCCGCGACGAAUGAUUCGAGCGGGGUCUUCAUCAUUUGCGCGGCUCUUUCAUCGUCUGAACGAAUCGAUGUUCUCGGCGAAGAUAUUCCUCACGGCCGCAUUAUACGAACCACUUAUGAAUGUGCUUGUUGAGAGCGAGACGAUGCUGGACGUCGAUCCCAAUAAAGUGGUCAAGAAUUUCAACAGCAAAGAGAGGCUAAAAAGAUUCGGCGAAGAAACAGCCGUAGACUAUCAGGAAAAAGUUCAGAAAUUCCGUGAGGAAAUCAUAACGAAGCUCCAUAAGCUUGCCAGUUCGUUCAUUUCGAAUAUAACCUCAAAUUGGUCACUUUUCCCUUCGACUCUGCGAUGGCUCAUUCAAAUUAUGUGCCAUCAGCUGAAGCAGGCACAAACCAACGAGAAGGACAUCAAUGAAAUCAUCACAGAUAUGGUUUUUACGCAUUUCAUUUGUCCAGCUAUCGUCAGUCCGGAUAUUCUGGGCAUCAUAGACGCCCCAAUCUCCGAGCUGGCUCGUUUUAAUCUCAUGCAAAUUGGACAAAUCAUUCAGAUGCUGGCUCUUAUGAAGUAUCAAGAUGUGGAUCCCAAGUUCAGCGAGGUCUAUCAACUUUUCGAUGCGAAUAUUGUCAGUAAGCUGCUGGACUUGCUGCUGGUCAGCGACUCGGGGGAGGAUGUCGUCGCUAUCAGAUCGCAGCAGAGUGAUUUUGAGAGGGCACAUCUGCUCGUCACCCAAUCGGAGCUAAAUACAUUCAUUGAGUUCUUUAGAGUUCUGUUGCAAAGUGAUGAACUGGCUCUGUUGGAAGAGGAUCGUCUCAAACUCAAAAAGAUCAUCGAUCAUCUCCCGGAACAUGUUCAAGUGAAUGGGAAUGGAGGAGCUGAUGUGCCUGUAGCCAGUACGAGCCCGACAGAAUUCCCACUUCGUUCGAAGCAUGGCCUUAUCAAUUUGGGAAAGAGCACGAAAAAUAAGCUCUCCAAGAGCCUCAGCAAUGGCGCAGCCUCUUUGACUAAUGGCCAUUCUUCGGCGGCUCAUUCUCCUCCUAACGUGCAUGCAGUGGAAGAGAACGAGCCAGUUUUGGUAUUCCGCAUUUGCAUUUCUGACGACAACACUUUGCAACCGCUCACCGAAGAGGAGGUCCUCAAGAUGAAUGCCAUUGGACAGGAAAUUACCGACGAUUCAAAUAAUAUUGAGAAGCUAGAAACCGAUAGUAUGGAAGGAGGGCCUUUGCUGCGUCCUCUGCAUGCCAAAACAACGAGAUUUUCCCUCUCACACGACGAUGCCUCGAUCGGAAACUCAGAUAACCUCGAGGCUGUGAGUGAAGCUCCGAGCAAUCACUCGGUGACGAGCUCUCUGGAAUUGGAGGAAAACGACCAGAAUGAUAAUCUCUCCGAUAUGGUUUCGGCGAACGUCUCGGGCCGUGGAACCCCAAAUAUCUCUGGCCGAGAUACGCCCUCAUCUCAGGUAACAGACGGUGAGUCAGUGACCAAUGUGAUUCCGACUCCCCAGAUGGCCAAGUUGCUGUCCAAGGCCCGUUCGGAUAUCGAGGAUAAAUUUUGCAAAUUCGAAAUCAAGAAAUUGAUGGAAGGUGAUGAGACUGUUUCGAUAAUUUCGGAUACUUGGAGCACGGACGUCCUGGCGAGUGAUUCUGAAACUCUGGAUGCCAAUGAACGGGAUCGAAAUUUCUCGACGCCACUCAUUCCAUCGGCAGUGGUUCUGCCAGGUGACAAUAAUUUUGACCCCCUAUCGAAUGCAAUUCCUCAGGCCAACUACUUGGAAGGCUCUGAGACGCGGUCCGAGUCGAACUGGAGCACCGAUGUGCUCGUGAGUGAUUCUGAGAAACUUGCCGAGGUCGAUACUGACGAUAACUUGAGCAUCACUGCUAAAUCGGACAUAACAAACGCUUCGGUGGCCGAAAAUCUCUGCACUCCCGACUCGCCCUUCUUCGCACCGCGUGCCAUGAACGUCAAUUACAACCCCGCCGAAUCUCCUGCCGAGUCAGUUGCUGGAGUGCCUAAUGGGGAACCCUCCCAGGACUCAGCUUUCUUCGAUGGAACGGGUCUGCAGGCAAUAUCUUCACUAGCUCGCAGCUCAGUUCGCACUACAAACCAGUAUUCGGGAGAGAACAGCUUUCAGCAGAACUACAAGAGUGACAAGGAAUCUUUCCUCUCGCCGCGCAUGAGGCGUCAGAACUCAGCCGAAAGCAGUAUCUCCAGUCAGAGUCUCAACAUGGAGGACAAGCCGUCGACAUCGAGGCCGAAGAAGCGACAGAAUAGGGCGUCGACUGCAUCAGUCAAGGAUCUCAUAGAUUUCUCAGAUUUUGACGACGCUGGUGGUGCAGUGGGCAUCGAGGAGAAGGUUGUGCCAGUGAACGAGGAUGAGGGGGAAUCAUUUAGUGACAUCUUCGAAGCUGUCGUUGUUCACCGCAGGUCGGGCAAUGAACAAAGAUCGCCCCCAUGUGAUGAUGGACGUCGCAAUGGGAUCAGGGUAGAGUCAGUAAAAGCUUCGGAGAGCAUCAACUCUUCGCUGGUCAAUAUCCGACGCCAUCAGAGUUUGAAUUAUGAAAACCACGAGAUAAUUGUAAAUAAAAACACCCAGAGGAUUACUAUGACGGAGUCAUCUGUCAGCGAUGACGUCAAAUCCCAACAGCAACAGAAUCAUCUCACCGAUGAAGCCAUGAUCACGCUCAAGACAGAGGAGCUGACUCUCAAUGGCCCGACACAUUCGUCUCUGGAAAAUGUAGUUCCAACACCACAAGCUCCAUCGACAUCUUUGUCUGCAACCACAACCGCAAAACCCAACAAGUCCACAGGCGCCAUCCCGAAAUCAAUAAGUUUCGAUGCUUCGGCGGAUAAGGCUGCGCGUAAUAAUAUGCACAUGCGUCGACUGCAGCAGGAACACUCCCUCAAGGCAGCUCUCAUACCCACAACCAGCAUAAGUGCCGCCGUCACUCACGGAGUCAAUGGAUCAGGGAUAUUCAAUAAGCUGAAACAGAAUUUCUUUAAGAAUCGUCGUGGCAAUAAGCAGCACCACGCAACCACCGAUGAUUUUCCCAGCCGCAAUGUGUCAUUUUGUACAAAUGCCGAGACUCUGGAAUUCAAUGAUGUUAAUAUGCAGGUCGAUUCAGCUGCUUCAGGAGUUGGAGGAGGAGCAGCAAAUGACCAGCAGUACUGUGAUAACAACGAAGAUAUUUUAGCCAAGUAUCGGACAAAAGCCUAUGCGUCCAAUUCGACAACGAACUCGAAUUCCACGGACAAUAGUUGUCAUGUUAAUCGAAAGAACUCCUCUGACAGCGACAAUAGAAUUCCUAGUGUUGUUUUGCAUGACAAAGUGGUGGCUUUCAAUGUGGUCAAGCGAAAGAUUCGAAAAGUCUUAUCCAAAACUGAUCUUCAUACUGGGGAUUUCCGACACACCACCUUCUCAAAUGCCUCUCCCUUGCUCACUUAUAUGCAAAUUCAAAUGGCCCAAGCAAUUAAUUUGCAAAAUUCCCAACAAAUCUCUUUCGUAUCCGAGGCCAUUCGAUGUCUGGCGACUCUCGAACCAGCCCAGCAUCAGCAGCUAAUGGAGGAGCUACAAAGUGACAUUCUUAAACGGCAAAGUUACCUGCAGUAUCUUAUGAGGUAUCGCCAAAAUUUACUCCUGAUAACCGAGAAUAUCAGUCAAUUCGAGCAACGUCUGAGAAGUGAAACGAAAAUAUGCAAUCGACAUUUGGUGGCGGUUUGCGUUCGAAUGUUUCUCGAGAAACGAGAAGCUCGCAUUGAGACUUUCCAUGAAGAUUUUAUUAAGCUUACUGCAAUUGACGAUAGGAUUUAUUUGCUGGAUGUUUUAAUGAAAGAUUUGAUGUUGGAAUUGGGUGAGGGUGGGUCGUUACAUGGAAUGGCUGAAUGGCAGCUACAAGAGGCAAGAAAAUCAAUAGAAAGAGCUCUAUUGCAGAGAUUGUAUCAACAUGUGAUGUUUCCAAAUGAAGACGUUGAUAUGCAUAGGGAUAAAGUUUUAAAUGAACAUAUCCGAAAACUUCAGCAAGUAAUAAAACCAUCUCAUCCAGCGUUACGUAUACCACCUGAGUAUUUAACGGAAGCACCAUGGACAUUUGCUCAACAGCAGUUAUAUUAUAUAUCAGCAUAUACGACUCCACAGGAGAAGCUACAGUGUGUUAUAAGAUGCAUCACCAAUAUCAUGAAUCUUCUUCAAAUGGCAUGCGAUCGUGUACCAGCUGCAGAUGAUUUAUUACCCGUUCUCAUCUAUGUUGUGAUUAAGGCCAAUCCACCAUAUUUAUUAUCAACAAUCGAAUACGUUACAAGUUUCAUCGGUGAAAAAUUAGACGGUGAAGAACAAUUCUAUUGGACUCAGUUUUGUUCGGUAGUUCAAUUCAUAAAAACCAUGGAUUAUUAGAAGAGAAUUAAGAAACAAAAAUAUUAAAAUAUUUAUUAAUUUUCAUUUUCUCCCCUUCACAUCUAAAUUUGUUUUUCUUUUUAUUAUUUCUUGUCUAUUAUUUAAUUUGUUUAGAACAAAAAAAAUUAUGUAUUUAAACAUUUAAAAAAAAAAACAUUUCCUUGUUACAUUUUGCCAGAUUUAUAAAUAUUCUUAAGCAGAAAAUUGUUAUUUUUUUACAAUUGUACAUCCGCGCAUUCUCAGCUGAAAAAGUUGAGAAAUUAUAAAAGAAAAAGAAGAAAAAACAACCAUAACAAAAAAUUGUGUUUCAAUAUAAAUUACAAACAAAAAAAGUAUAAAAACCUUUUUUACAUUUUUUCCAAAAAAAAGAAACUUUAAAAAACUUAAAUAAAAGAAAACAGAAAUGAGAGAAAAAGAAAACAGUUGUAACAAUGCAAUAACUAAUUAUUAAGUUAGAAUAUAUACUAAAAGAAAGUUUCGCAUACAUUUUAAUUAUGAAAAUAUUAUAAAGGCGUUUGUUUGUUAUUAAAGGAAACAAAUUAAAAAAAUUUACAUAAUAUUAAUUAAUUGAAAAAUAAUCGCCAUUGGAUUAAAUAAAAUGCUUCAUGAACACAAUAA